UUCAAGCUUUACUGCCUAAUUAAUAGAUUUCCAAAUAAUUGAGACUGACUUUACGUUUAAUAUGACAUCAAAAUUGUAAGUUCGGAUUCUAAAAAAUUCGUCGGUUUAUCAAGAGCUCUAAUUUAAAAUUUGUUGGACGAGUACGUAACUUCACAAGAAAAAUUAAGAUAUCACUACCUUUUUAAAUGGGGUUGAGAAUACGAUACGUGGAUAGUUUAAUUUUUAUUUUGAAAAAAAGAAAAAGAAAAAAAGGAUUCAUUGAAUACUUGAAUGGACAACAAAUGAAUCCAAAAAAUUCCAUCUUAAGUAACCGAAAAUCUUGUGUACCCUACUUUCCAUUUUCAGUACCAAAAAUUCAAUCUACGUUUAUCAAAAACAAUUUCUCUGUUUGUUUGUUUCUUUUUUUUUUUAAAAUUACACAGGUGAGUGAAAAAUUAGAUAAAUUAAUGAAUGAAAAAUGAUCCUACCUGAUGACGGUGCUGAAACUGGAAGCGGCGAGUCGGUGGAUGAAAAGAUGAGUCAGGUGGUAAAGGGAGAAGAGGAGAUAGAUGAAGUAAGCACGGCGGCGACGAUGAAUAAGGCCGGGGUUUGGGCGAAACCAAUGGAAGGAUUGCAUGAUUUGGGGCCACCGCCGUUCUUGAAGAAGACUUAUGAGAUGGUGGAGGAUCCGGAAACCGACCCGGUUGUAUCUUGGAGUGAAACUCGUAAGAGUUUUAUUGUUUGGGAUUCUCACCAACUCUCUAAAUUUCUUCUUCCUAAAUACUUCAAGCACUCCAAUUUCUCCAGUUUCAUCCGCCAGCUCAAUACUUAUGGUUUUAGGAAGAUUGAUUCUGAUAAAUGGGAGUUUGCAAACGAAGGAUUUCAAGGAGGGAAGAAACAUUUACUGAAGAAUAUAAAGAGAAAAAACAAGUACAAUAACAAUUUCAAGAAGCAGCAUUUAGGCUUGUCCAUCAAUAAUACUACUUUAGAAGACUUGACAAAGCCACUAUUAGUGGAAACAGAACUACUACAAACUCUUAAAACUGAUAACAACAUUUUAAGAGUGGAGAUGUCCAAAUUGAGAGAGCAGCAGCAGGACUCACACAAUCAACUCACCCUCGUCGAAGAGCGUGUUCGAUGUGCCGAAUCCAAGCAUCAACAAAUGUUCUAUUUCCUUGCCAAAAUGUCGAGAAACCCUGCAUUUUGUCGACAGUUGAUUCAGAAAAGAAUGCUCAGAAAGAAGAUGGAGCUUAGUAAUGGGGAUCAUGAGUUUGGAAAGAAAAGGAAAUUACUUGCAGUUCAAGCACAUCAAAAUCAAGUUCAAGAAGAGCUUUCGACCUUGCACUCUGAACUCACUGAAAUGUUUCCAGAAGUUAUCGAACCUGGACCUGGACCGAUCGGAACAGUGUUUCGAGAAUCGAUAGACGAUGAUAUAUCAGAAAAUAUGGUUGUUGAUGAAGGAUUGAGUAGUAAUGACUCUUUUCUGAAACUGGAUGAUCUGAUCAAGAAGCCUCAAGAUUGCCCCUCAGGUUAUGUACAGAAACAAGCUUUCUAUGGUUUUGUUGGAUCCCUUCCAUGAGUACUUUCUUAUUGAAUAAGUACGAAAUCCCCUGCACCUAUCAUUCCAAAUAACUACCAUUGUAUAUAAAUCCUCUAAAUAAUGACAAAUACUCCUAAACUUCCUCACAAAGAUAGAAUCGUUUCAAAACUUUCUAGGAAUUUCUUAAACAGUACGAACCUCUGUCAUAUCGUUCUAAUUCUUAGUUGUUUGUCCGAAAUACUUCCUAUAAAUGUCUAUUUUUGACUCUUUGGUACAUUUAGGGGUAUUUUAUAUGAUUUAACAAAUAUAAAUUGAUGUUAUGUUACUUUGACACCUUUGCAGAUUUGGAGAUGGAAUUUCUGCAGUAAAUGUGUUGUUGGGUUAUAGUGGUAGGGAAUAUCAAUAGUACUUGCAUACUUGUAAUUUUACUGGGAAGUUUGUGGUUGUAAAUACUAAAUAGUGUUUGUUAGUAUGCAUUUGAGAUUUAUAGAAUUUGGAAUUAGUUUGUA
Messenger RNA from Cucumis melo (muskmelon), 2028 nucleotides. RefSeq names its product heat shock factor protein HSF30-like. The transcript has 2 exons. The record is from RefSeq and is a predicted model, not a curated record. Gene Ontology annotation, molecular function: RNA polymerase II cis-regulatory region sequence-specific DNA binding; DNA-binding transcription factor activity. NCBI's taxonomy places the organism in Eukaryota, Viridiplantae, Streptophyta, Magnoliopsida, Cucurbitales, Cucurbitaceae. Gene Ontology annotation, cellular component: nucleus. The coding region runs from base 458 to 1558 and encodes 366 amino acids. Gene Ontology annotation, biological process: regulation of transcription by RNA polymerase II.